Austrofundulus limnaeus is the source of this 2160-nucleotide messenger RNA. RefSeq lists its product as uncharacterized. NCBI's taxonomy places the organism in Eukaryota, Metazoa, Chordata, Actinopteri, Cyprinodontiformes, Rivulidae. The record is from RefSeq and is a predicted model, not a curated record.
AUAAUAAGUAUUAUGCGGCUCUGCAAGACACGCCCCCUACAAAGCACGCCCCCCUGAUCCACGUUGUUUUGGGAUUGGAUAACAUGCAGAGAUGGCGAUGGCGGGUCAGACCAACACAACUACUUUUCCAGAUGGCACAAAACCGAAACUGAAGAAAUUGGGAUUUGACAAUUACCAGUGCCCAUUAUGCGAGAAGRUUGGGCCGUACCACARUCUUGUGCCACAUUUACAAAGCUACCACCGGGCCACUGUUAAAUAUGGAGGAUAUAACGUCUACAAAUGCCACUUACAUUGUGUGGCCAAAAACCACUAUCAUUGUACCUUUUGCCUCAAAAUUAUCAUCAGAAAGGAUACGUUCAUUAAUCACUUUAAAAAGUGCUUUUGUCAACAACAAGCAAUGACAGUGACAGUUCCACCAGCAGAGGCAAGGGGCCCACCAGCAGAGACAAGGGGCCCACCAGCAGAGACAAGGGGUCCACCAGCAGAGACAAGGGGGCCACCAGUGGAGACAAGGGGUCCACCAACGGAGACCAGGGGUUUACCAGCAGAGAAAAGGGGCCCACCAGUAGAGACAAGGGGUCCACCAACGGAGACCAGGGGUGUACCAGCAGAGACAAGGGGCCCACCAGUAGAGACAAGGGGUCCACCAAUGGAGACCAGGGGUGUACCAGCAGAGACAAGGGGUCCACCACCAGCAGAGACCAGGGUUCUGCCAGCGGAGACAGGGGGUCCAGCAGCAACAUUGCUUGCUAUCAAAACCAACAUAACUACAUUUCCUGAUGGCACAAAACCAAACCUGAAGAAACUGGGAUUUGACWGUUACCAGUGUCCAUUCUGCGAGAGGGUUGGGCCGUACCACAAUCUUGUGCCACAUUUACAAAGCCACCAGUGGUCCACUGUCAAAUAUGGAGGAUAUAGUGUCUACAAAUGCCACCUGGCUUGUGAGGCCAGAAGCCACUAUCAUUGUGGCUUUUGCCCCAAAUCUAUCAUCAGAAAGGAUACGUUCACCAAUCACUUUAAAAAGUGCCUUGGUCAACAACAAGCAAUGGCAGUGACAGUUCCACCAGCAGUGCCAGAGGAGUCAAGGGGUCCACCACUGGAAAUAAGUGGUCCAUCAUUGGAGACAAAGUGUCUACCAUUGUUACCAGCAGAAACAAGGGGUCCACCAGCUGAGACGAGGGCUCCACCAGCUGAGACRAGGGCUYCACCAGCGGAGAAAAGGGGUCCACCAGCUGAGACCAGGGGUCCACCAGCGAAGAUGAGGGGUCCACCAUUAGAGACAAAUGGUCAACCAAACAAAAUAUUGCUGUCAAAAUGCACGAAAACCAGAUGUUCUUUUUGCAACUUGGUAAUGCAUAAAAAGAACCUGAAAGUACACAUCCAUAGACAUCACUCGACAAAAAUGCCAAACAUCUCCAUCGAUCACUAUCUACAGUCUGUGUGUGUUGACAAAAAGAGGGGCAUUUUUGCAGUUUUAAAGACGUUCAAGGGACCUGCCCAUUACAUUCAUGUCCAAAAGUGUACCUGGGGUGAGGAGCGACGGAUCACCUGUCAAUUGGAUGCAUGCAACAGAUUAUAUGAUUAUGCACGCAGAAGUGGCCAAAUAAGYUUUGAAUGCCAACAUAUUCAGUCACUGAUAUUCAGUCCUGUUCCCACUGAUUUACCCGUUUUACUUGAUGAAGACAUUCUAGCCGAGAUGGUCAUCAACAAGUGGUUCAGCAAGAACACAGAGAAAGGUUGUCUGAGAAGGAAGUUUGCUGCUGAUGCAGAUGGUGCGCUGCUGAGUUAUGAAGUGAAUCUUGUGCAAGAAGAAGGACAGCACUUUUUUUCUGUGUUUGAGCCACGCGUCUCCUCACACUCCAGAUUGGGAAGGCUCAUGGUCCAUUACAACGGCGUCCUAAAUACCUGGCAUUGCCCUUGCAUGAAGGCACGAAAGUCCUGCCCACACAAAGCCAUAGCUAUGUGGCACAUGUACCAGCUAAAUCCUGACUUUUUCAUAAGUCGUGAAAACUUUCAUGAAGACCUCCCUGAGACAUUUUUAGCUGUGACAGAUCCUGCAGUUGACACAGAAGCAGAGAACAUUCCUCUAUAUGCCACCGAAGGGGAAGAACAUAUGAUAAUAGUUGAUUAYGUCAUUUAAUAAAGUGUUUUUGAGUUGAA